This is a messenger RNA of Dryobates pubescens (Downy woodpecker), 2698 nucleotides long. RefSeq names its product adducin 2 (gene ADD2). The record is from RefSeq and is a predicted model, not a curated record. Gene Ontology annotation, cellular component: plasma membrane; postsynaptic density; cytoskeleton. Gene Ontology annotation, molecular function: actin filament binding. Bases 42 to 2192 code for a protein of 716 amino acids. Lineage: Eukaryota; Metazoa; Chordata; Aves; Piciformes; Picidae. The transcript has 15 exons. Gene Ontology annotation, biological process: barbed-end actin filament capping.
GUGGUGUACCCCUCUCCCCUCCCCCACUCCUCUGAGCCAGGAUGAGCACCGCCGCCAGCCCCGAGCCGCUGCCGUCGCCCCCCGCCCCCGGGCCGCGCUGCCUGGGGGGGCUGGGAGCCGCUGACCCUCAGUACCUGCGGGCGAGGAGCGUGGGGGCAGAGCUGCGGCAGGACUUCAACCUGAUGGAGCAGAAGAAGAGAGUCACCAUGAUCCUGCAGAGCCCGUCUUUCAGGGAGGAGCUGGAAAGCCUCAUCCAGGAGCAGAUGAAGAAGGGCAACAACUCCUCCCACAUCUGGGCCCUGCGGCAGAUCGCAGACUUCAUGGCCACCACCUCCCCUGCUGCCCUCCCCACCUCCCCCAUGGGGCUGGCCGCGGUCACCCCCAUCAACGACCUGCACGGGGCCGAGGCGCCGGCGCUGGCCAAGGGCGAGCGGCUGAUGCGGUGCAAGGUUGGCAGCAUCCAUCGGCUGCUGGACCUCUACGGCUGGGCGCAGCUGGGGCACGGCGCCGUCACCCUGAGGGUCAGCAAGGAGCAGGAGCACUUCCUGGUGGCCCCCCAGGGGCUGGCGUGCAGCGAGGUGACAGCUGCCAGCCUGAUCAAGGUGAACGUGCUGGGGGCCGUGGUGGAGCAGGGCAGCACCAACUUCGCGCCCGAUGCCCGCAGCUUCAGCCUGCACGCUGCCAUCUACGCUGCCCGCCCCGACGCCCGCUGCAUCAUCCGCCUGCACACGCCGGCCACGGCCGCUGUGUCGGCCAUGCGCUGCGGGGUGCUGCCCAUCUCCCGAGCCGCCCUGCUGCUGGGCGACGUCGCCUACUUCGAUUUCCGCGGAGAGGUGGAGGACGAAGCCGAUCGGGUGGAGCUCCAGAAGUGCCUCGGCCCCACCUGUAAGAUCCUGGUGCUGCGCAACCACGGGGUGCUGGCGCUGGGGGACACUGCCGAGGAGGCCUUCUACAGCAUCUUCCACCUGCAGGCGGCCUGCGAGAUCCAGGUGUCGGCGCUGGCAAGCGCGGGGGGCGCCGAGAACCUGAUCGUGCUGGAGCGCAGCAAGCAGCGCCCCCACGAGGUGGGCUCCGUGCGCUGGGCAGGAAGCACCUUCGGACCCAUGCAGAAGAGCCGCCUGGGCGAGCACGAGUUCGAGGCCCUGAUGAGGAUGUUGGACAACCUGGGUUACCGCACAGGCUACACCUACCGCUACCCCCUGGUGCAAGAGAGAAGCAAGCCCAAGAGCGACGUCCUGAUCCCUGCCACCGUCACUGCCUUCGUCUUCGAGGAGGAGGCUGCGCCGCUGCCUGCGCUCCGGCAGCACGCCCACAGGCAGCAGAAGGAGAAGACUCGCUGGCUCAACACCCCCAACACCUACCUGAGGGUCAGCGUGGCUGAGGAGCAGCAGGGCAGCGCCAGCAGCCAAAAGACAAAGACGACGUGGCUGAAAGCAGAUGAGGUGGAAAAAGGCAGCAGUGGGACCCCCAUCCGAAUCGAGAACCCAAAUCAGUUCGUGCCCCUCUACACGGACCCACAGGAGGUGCUGGAGAUGAGGAACAAGAUCCGGGAGCAGAACCGGCAGGAUGUGAAGUCGGCAGGGCCCCAGUCGCAGCUGCUGGCCAGCGUCAUCGCCGAGACCAGCCGCAGCCCUUCCACAGAGAGCCAUCUGGGGGAUGCAGAAGCCAAAGAGGCAUCCCGGGAGGAGGCACCUCCGGAGCCAGAGCCUCCCAACCCCUUCAGCCAGCUCACGGACCAGGAGCUGGAGGAGUACAAGCAGGAGGUGGAGAGGAAAAAGCUGGAGCUGCAGGGAGAGAAGGAGCUCACGGCAGAGGAGAGCCAGGCACCUCCUAGCAAAUCCCCCCCCACCUCCCCACAGAAGACCCCGGCCCCGACGCCCGGCAAGCCCUCGGAGGGUGACAAGAAGGUGGACGGCGGCCAAGUGCCAGCCGACUCUGCUGCCGAGAAGGAGCCACCAGCAGUGGUGAAUGGGAAGGACGAGGAGCAGAGCACCGAGGACAGCGUGAGCAAAGGGGGAGGCCGGACCACCUCCCCCCCUGAGCAGGAUGCCCCCAAGGAGAAGGAGACGGUGACCAGCAGCCCUGUCUCCCCCGAAGGGUCACCCUCUAAAUCACCCUCCAAGAAGAAGAAGAAAUUCCGGACCCCAUCCUUCCUGAAAAAAGGCAAAAAGAAGGAGAAGAUCGAAUCCUGAGCCUCCUCCAGAGCCUCUCCCGCCAGCGGCACCGGGACCCCCGCCCCGGGAGGCUGCGGGGCACCGGGGAUGGUCCCGCGCCGUGCGUCUGGCCGAGGCGCAGCCCCAGCCCCCGGGGGCCAGCUGCUUUCUGGGCACUCCUGACACCAGGCACCUCGUCCCCUGUCCCCUGCUUUGGGGAGGUGGUCACCCAGCUGACUCGAGAGGCUGUGGCCCCUGUUCGUCGCCGGGGAAGCAGCCGCUGCCAUCUCCCUCCUCCCACCGGCUCUCCCUCCUCCCUCCCGGGCACCGGCGCUGAGGGUUGUUUGGUUUCUCUUUGUUUUCCCUACCCACCACCUGCAGAGCCCCCAUGAAAUGCAAGGCCCAGCCUGGAUCUGCUUGGUUUGAGGAAGAAAAGGGUAGUUUUGGUGUUAUGUUGCUUUGCCACCUGCGGGAAUGGCUCUGGCUUCGCACAGCCCCUGGGGCAAAGCUGUUUGCAGCCUCCCCCCCGCCCCGGGUGGGGGCAA